GACCAUGCGGAAAGUGGUUUUGAUCACCGGGGCGAGCAGUGGCGUUGGCCUAGCCCUCUGCAGGCGGUUGCUGGAGGAAGACCAUGAACUUCACCUGUGCUUGGCGUGCAGGAACAUGAGCAAAGCGGAAGCCGUCCGCACUGCUCUGCUGGCCUCCCACCCCACCGCCGAGGUCUCCACCGUGCAGGUGGAUGUCAGCAGCCUGCCGUCAGUGUUCCAGGCCUCCAAGGAGCUCAAGCAAAGGUUUCAGAGAUUUGACUAUGUAUAUCUAAAUGCUGGGAUCAUGCCUAAUCCACAGCUAAAUAUCAAAGCACUUUUCUGUGGCCUCUUUUCAAGAAAAGCGAUUCAUAUAUUCUCUACAGCUGAAGGAGUGCUGACCCAGAGUGAAAAGAUUACUGCUGAUGGCCUCCAGGAGGUGUUUGAAACCAAUGUCUUUGGCCACUUUAUCCUGAUUCGGGAACUGGAAUCUCUCCUGUGUCAUAGUGACAGUCCAUCUCAGCUCAUCUGGACAUCAUCUCGUAAUGCAGUGAAAUCUAAUUUCAGCCUUGAGGACAUCCAGCACAGCAAAGGCCAGGAGCCCUACAGCUCUUCCAAAUAUGCUAUUGACCUUCUGAGUGUGGCUUUGAACAAGAACUUCAACCAGCGGGGUCUGUAUUCCAGUGUAGCGUGCCCAGGUACGGUGCUGACCAAUUUGACAUAUGGAAUUCUAUCUCCCUUUGUGUGGUCGUUGAUCAUGCCAAUCAUAUGGCUGUUACGGUUUUUUGCAAAUGCUUUCACGUUGACACCAUACAAUGGAACAGAAGCACUGGUCUGGCUUUUCCACCAAAAGCCCGAGUCUCUCAAUCCUCUGCUGAAGUAUCUGAGUGCCACCACUGGCUUUGGAAGCAAUUACGUAACGUCCAAAAAGAUAGACCUAGAUGAAGACACUGCUGAAAAAUUUUACCAAAACUUACUGGAACUGGAAAAGGAUAUUAGGGUCACCAUUCAAAAAACCAAAAACCAGAGCUGA
Lipotes vexillifer (Yangtze River dolphin) is the source of this 1009-nucleotide messenger RNA. RefSeq names its product hydroxysteroid 17-beta dehydrogenase 7 (gene HSD17B7). Gene Ontology annotation, cellular component: endoplasmic reticulum membrane. Gene Ontology annotation, molecular function: 3-beta-hydroxysteroid 3-dehydrogenase (NADP+) activity; 5-alpha-androstane-3-beta,17-beta-diol dehydrogenase (NADP+) activity; estradiol 17-beta-dehydrogenase [NAD(P)+] activity. The record is from RefSeq and is a predicted model, not a curated record. The transcript is spliced from 9 exons. Lineage: Eukaryota; Metazoa; Chordata; Mammalia; Artiodactyla; Lipotidae. Bases 5 to 1009 code for a protein of 334 amino acids. Gene Ontology annotation, biological process: cholesterol biosynthetic process.